AAGGAACAGUUAUAGGAAUCAAGUACAGUUUAAUGUCUUACGUAAAACUCGAUAUGUCUUAGCUUUAGGGUAUAUAAUAGUGUUAGAAAACAGCUCAAACAAAUGACAAUCCUCCAGGAAGACAUUUUUUUCACACGUUUCAAGUUGUGAACCACCUGUAGGUGGCUGUGUAGUCGCUUUUGCACAGGCCACGAUGUUUUCUGAGCUGUGAAUGCCGCACAAACCGCGCCUCUCUAGGCGCUGCCCUCUCAGGAGCACAUCAGUAGCUGGGUGGAUGGUUCGCGUCUCCACUGCAAGGAUGUCUUCGUCCACGCCACCCCGAGUGUUCACGGAGAGGGAGGUGGCCCCCCACUGCAGCAAGGACUCCUGCUGGGUGCUGCAUGGGACCAGGGUGUACGACGUGACCACAUUCUUGCGAAUGCACCCGGGCGGGGAGGCGCUGAUACUUCGCAGGUCCGGCAAGGACGUAAGCCCGGAGUUGGAAGGACCUCCACACCGGCACUCGGAAAACGCCCGGCGGUGGCUGGAACAGUACUACAUUGGGGAGCUGGACAGGGACAGCGGGAGCGAUGAGGCACAGACUCUGAGAGAGAGGAGAAAGGCCAGUGAACAGACAGAAGGAGAGACAGCAGAACAGAUGACAGACGUGAAAGUGAAAGAGGAGGAUGAGAACGACCCGUACAGGCUUUGCAACUCUGUGGACCUGGACAAGGAUUUGGUGGACUGGAGGAAGCCCCUGGCGUGGCAAGUGGGCCACCUCAGAGAGAAAUAUGAUGCAUGGGUUCACCAGCCAGUUGACAGACCAAUCAGACUCUUUGGAAACCCCUUCCUGGAGGCUGGCACCAAGACCUCCUGGUACUGGGUACCAGUGGUGUGGCUUCCUCUUGUGUUUUAUCUCACCUGGUAUUGCUGCACCACCCUGGCAAAGGGCACCACCAAGCUAGUCCUCACUUCAGACAUCUCCAUCUCGAUCCCUAUUUACGUUUUCCCACCGCUAUUUUUGAUGGGCUGGUUCUUGUGGUCGUUCCUAGAGUACUGCAUCCAUCGCUUUGUCUUUCACAUGAAACCACCAGCUCAUAACUACUACCUAAUCAUGCUGCACUUCCUCCUGCAUGGACAGCACCACAAGUCUCCGUUUGAUGGCUCUCGUCUGGUGUUUCCCCCGGGCGUGAGCUCCUUAGUGGUGGGAAGUUUGUAUAUCAUCCUCCGCAACAUACUCCCAGAAAUUUUUGCGUUAUCUUUGUUUGUUGGAGGACUGUGCGGCUAUGUCGUGUACGAUAUGAUACACUACUACCUUCACUAUGGCUCGCCAAAGAGAGGCUCGUAUAUGUACACCCUGAAGGCCUACCAUGUCAAACACCACUUCGAGCACCAGAAAGCAGGUUUUGGCAUCACCACAAAGUUCUGGGACCGCCCCUUCAACACACUUAUCCCUGAUGAGAAAUUUUAACACAGAGAAGGCUCUCCUCUAGGGUCACAGGACUUAUCAUCCUCCCUCCUUAGCCGACCAGCCAACGUGAUAUAACCACCCUGACACCCUUAGUUCAGUUUCUGCAGCCAUAGUUUCCAAAGCCCUGAAGGGAAAGUUCCUUCUGAGGGCUCCUCUAUCCAUACCUACUGUACAGUGCACUAUAACACAUCAACCUGCUUUUUGAUCCCAGCAUCCAGUCCACACUAUUUCCUCACUGCAACUUGUUUUUUUCUUUUGUAGUCCUGCUGCAUUCUCACUGCACUUAACUCACCAUUCAAGUCAUUGCCAAAUCACCAGUCACAACAUUAUAAUAUUCACCUGCGUGGUAGGUCAUGGAGUGAAAGUGAGGGACAGACACACAGAAGCAUGACCACACACAUAAUGCAAACAUGAACAUAGUCUUUUAAUUGUUGUGGUUUUGUUUCCUUUGAAGGAUUAGCUGAAGAAUACUGUAGAUCUUGUGCAAAAGUAAAACUAAGAAGCAAAUGAACAAACUAAAUUUGCCACCAUGAUAGCAGACAGCAUGGAAACGCACAUAGGCAUGCACUGCUCUGGCUUCCCUCACAGUGGGAGAGAGGGAAAAACAAGUGGCAGAUGGUAGAUGAAUGUGGAAAACAGUGACAAAAGGGGAUGAGAGAGUGACAGAAAAUGUGACAGCUACUGUAUGUAAUGACUGUGAGUACCAAACUGUACCGCCUCACCAGGUGAACUAACUCAGGAAAAAUAUAUCUCUAGCCCUCCUUUGCACUGUCAGCUGCUUGAAUUGCACUGCAGGUUUGUAACAUCUUACAGAAGUUCCCUCCACCAUGUGUGGUCUCUGUCAUUUUUUUUUAAGCAGCUGGGAACAGAAAACAUUUGGUUUCAGGUAUUUGAACAUGCUGAGGUUAACUUUACACUUUAGAUUGAACCUAUUGGCGAGUUCUAAAUGUUGGAAACUGUGGAGAUAUAUUUUUGCAAAUCUGUUGUAAUAUGUACACCAUUUUCUUUUAUCUUUGUCAUUAAUGAUACAACAAAGAUGUAGAAAGAUAUUUUGUCAGAUGCUUUGUACAGAAGAGGAGAUUCUCCAGUUGCACCAGCUUUGUUGAUAGAGGGAGCAGAUGUUUUAGAUGUAGAUGUUAUGUGUGGACACAUCAAAAUGCGAGCACGGAUGGAUGGUCAAGUGUUGUGUUAACAGAGGGACAGAGCUGAAGGGAUGAGGCCAGCCAAUCAGACUUCCUGCUGUGGGGAUUUUGGGGUCAAAGGUCACACGGUCAGCUACGUGACAAGAGCUCUGGCUUACAAAUCUAUCUUUCCACACAAGUCCCCAAACCAUUUCAAGUGUUAGGACCCACUACUGGGUCUCACUCAAUCCAUUUGAAGUCACUGGCACAUUUGACCCUGCAGAUCCCCUCAGGAUGACGAUUGAUGAACCAUCUGACUGGACAGCAGGAGGUCUGGACGAUGACUGGUGGAUCCUUCAAACUUCUCCUCUAAACACCUAACAGGAACUAAAGCAGAACAAAGUUAAUUUCUGUAAAUAAUAGAGAAAAGUGAAUAUCUUAUAUGCAUAAAAUCAUUUUAUAUUGCUUUUCUAGUUUGGAAAAAGGCUCAUUUAUUCUUACACAUGUAAAAUUACAUCUCUUUCAGACUAUUUUAACCACUCCUGAUGAAAGUUUUUGAUAAAAAAAAAAAGAAAAAUCAGUAAUACAGUCAGGUGAUUGAUACAGUCAGGUCAUGUCAAUUAAUCUUUCUAAUAUAAUCAGGUCUCACAGGAGCCUGGCAGGGUUGAGCUGAUAGUGAUUUGACACCAAAAUGUGUCAUGUUUUCUAAAGCCUAGCUAUCAGUUAAAGCGACACCAUAGAGUUUAUAGUGAAUUAGCAGGACAGCAUGAGAAAAAACUGACUUUGUGUACCAUAAAGACAUUUGGUAAAGAUGUUUGCAAGAACCAAAAACUAUAUUUUUGAUGUCAGCAAUGAUGGAAGCAAUGGUGAUGAUAAUGAUGAUGAGUUUAAUAAUACACAAUAAUUAGGACAGUUGCUUUGCCAGCUGGAAAAUUCUACCUUUUAAAGCUAAUUACAUAUAUUUCUGUGAAAAAGAUGCCAACAGCUUGCAAGCUUGACAAGUGAAUUUUUCCUUGUUCAAAAUGAUGCUUCAUAAAAUACUAUCUCCUACUGUGACUUUUGAUUUUAGACUUUUAAAUUUCUAUGCAAAU
This is a messenger RNA of Monopterus albus (swamp eel), 3662 nucleotides long. RefSeq names its product fatty acid 2-hydroxylase (gene fa2h). Gene Ontology annotation, biological process: fatty acid metabolic process; lipid biosynthetic process. The record is from RefSeq and is a predicted model, not a curated record. NCBI's taxonomy places the organism in Eukaryota, Metazoa, Chordata, Actinopteri, Synbranchiformes, Synbranchidae. The transcript has 8 exons. Gene Ontology annotation, molecular function: fatty acid 2-hydroxylase activity; heme binding; iron ion binding. Gene Ontology annotation, cellular component: membrane; endoplasmic reticulum. The coding region runs from base 212 to 1450 and encodes 412 amino acids.